Messenger RNA from Bufo bufo (common toad), 8058 nucleotides. RefSeq names its product up-regulator of cell proliferation-like. Lineage: Eukaryota; Metazoa; Chordata; Amphibia; Anura; Bufonidae. The coding region runs from base 118 to 5109 and encodes 1663 amino acids. Gene Ontology annotation, molecular function: GTP binding. The transcript has 3 exons. The record is from RefSeq and is a predicted model, not a curated record. Gene Ontology annotation, biological process: regulation of apoptotic process.
GCUCCUUACUGGUCAUCACUCCUCCACGACAGGUCCCUCAGUAUAAGGGGAGAGCUGCUGCUGCUCCUGCACUGGUCAUCACUCCUCCACAACAGGUCCCUCAGUAUAAGGAACACCAUGGGUACAACCAGAGAUGCGUCAUGGAUUGUAAAACAGCUGAAAUGGAAACUAGCAGAAAUAUUUGAGAAAAAUGUCGACGAUUUAUUUGAUGAACUGGACACCCUGGACAUCAUAUCUCAGGAGGAAUAUCUUGACUUCUGUUUGAAAGAUUCCCAGACAGAGAAAGCCAUUGAACUGGUGAACCUCAUACUUCAGCAUGGAGAAACGGCAUGUGUGAAAUUCCUCAACCACCUUGAGAACAUGAUUCUCAGAUUUCCUGCUUUGAAUGCUUUGUCUCAGUCAUAUUUGGAAGACCGGGCUAGAAAUUUUCAGGAACUGGUCCAACAACUGAGCAUGAAAAAACAUCUGGAUUCAAAGUUGACCUUGGGAGAUGUACUUAGCAUUGGAACAGACAAUCUUUUCAUUGACCAACCCCAGAAUAUUCCAGAUAUCCCCUGGCAUUUCUUGACCAAAAUUAUAGGGCUGAACAGAACAGCACGAAACAUUCAAUGCCAGAAACAGUCAUCUAAAGAAGAAUCAGAUCGAGUUAGUGAACUGUUUUUUUCUGUGAAUGAAGAAGAGGAAGAAGACACUUCAUGUUCCAUCCAUCCACUUGAUGUUCUCUGUGCUCUCCUUCAUUGUUCAGACCUGUUUUUACAGCAAGAAAUUGUAACUAAAAUGUCAGUUUGUCAGUUUGCUGUUCCUCUCUUGCUUCCUGCUGGUGAUGGUCCUAACAGCACCUUCAUGCUUUGGGCAAUGAGAGAUAUUGUGAAGAAAUGGAGACCUCCUUCACUAGCAGACAGUAAAGGCUUCAGAGAAGACAACGUGGUGAAUAUUGAAAUGCCGAUCUUCUCUUUCGUCAGACUGGGGCCAAAUAAAUUAUCUAAAUCAAAAAUAUUAAACCAGGUCUUGAACCCAGCUCAACAACAUCAUGACUUCUUCAUACAUGACAACAUGGAAGGAGGAAACAUUGAGAGGAAGAUAUCUGAUGGGCUUGUGGAGAUGUCAUGGUACUUUCCUUGUGGGAAAUCAGAUGUUUUCUCAGAGCCUAUUGCUGUGGCCAACCUACGUGGAGACCUGGAGUCCAACUGGGAACAGUUUGAAUUUCUCAUUCAAAUCUCAUCGGCCACCUUUGUAUUUCUUGAGAGCAUGUGUGAGAGACAGCUCCGAUUAUUAUCAUCCUUAAGUCCCAAUGACACCAAGUUUUAUUUCAUUGUCAGUCCAGGCCCCGGAAAAGAUGUCAACUCAGAGACACAGAAACAUUUAAAUAAUGUAAUAGAAAAUUUAAAAGUCAGCAAAAAGCAAUUUAUAAUAAAAAGAAGUAAAUUAAAUGAUGCAGAAUUUGUUAAAAACAUUCAGAACAGCAUUGAGCAGUUCUUAAAGGAACAUAAUAGAAAAUCAUCUUUAGAAAAACUAAAAACACAAAUAUAUGGACUUUAUAUUGAUGUAGAUGAAGACUUGGCUGAGUGUCAAAAAGCGAGAGCGUGUGCUGUAAAUAUUACUUCUGUCAUAAACAAUGUGGAAGAAUAUAAGAAGACAUCACUAAACCUACAAGGGGAUUUAUGGAAGAAGUUGUCUAAGAUAGAAAAAGAACUUUGUAGGAUGACGAACCUAGAGGGGAAGGAUGUGCAGCAAUAUCAGGCUGAACUCAUAGAGAAGCGCACCUGUCUACACAAGGAACAGAAUGAACACGAUUUAUCUGAUUGUAUAAUGCUGUUUAUUAAUGCAAUCACUCAUUUAUCUCAGGCUGAGCGACAAUUUUUCCUGAAAUGGAUGAAACUAGAACUGGAGUCAAUAUCUAGAAAUAAUGUGUCUGCAUUGCAAGCAGAAUACAAGGACAAAUGUAGCAAUAAGUCCAAUAAUCUAGAGGAACUCAAAAAUAUAGACCAAAAAAUCUCAGAUAGUUCUCUGGGGGUAGAACAUUUUCUCCGUGAGUUGGGGCAGUUUUAUGAAGCUGAAUACUCCAUGAAAAAACAAGGAUUACUUCCUGAAAACAGAAUACAGUUUGCUGGAUUGCCAAAUAUUGCCUCUGACCUUCUUCUUGAUGGAUUCCCAUUGGAGCUGAUUGAUGGAGAUGCCUCCAACAUUCCCUUACAGUGGAUAACUGAUGUCCUGACUGCGCUGGAUAAGAAGACUGGAGGACAAUGUAGGAUAAGAGUGAUAACUGUGCUGGGGGUGCAGAGUACGGGGAAGUCCACCCUUCUGAACACGAUGUUUGGCCUACAGUUCCCUGUGGCCAGUGGACGAUGUACGCGAGGAGCCUUCAUGACCCUUAUUAAAAUGAAGGAGAACUUCCAGGAUGAGAUUGGUUGUGAAUUUAUUCUAGUGAUUGACACUGAAGGGUUGAAAGCUCCUGAAUUGGCUUCUCUGGAGGGAAGCUAUGAACAUGAUAAUGAAUUAGCCACAUUAGUGGUUGGGUUGAGUGACAUCACCAUAGUCAACAUGGCCAUGGAAAAUACCUCAGAAAUGAGAGAUAUUUUGCAGAUGGUGGUCCAUGCAUUUCUACGGAUGAAAGAGAUAGGAAAGAAACCCAACUGUCAGUUUGUCCAUCAGAAUGUGAGUGAUGUUUCCGCCCAUGACAAGAAUAUGAGAGACAGGAAGAAACUUCUAGAACAGCUGAAUGAAAUGACUCAAGUGGCUGCAAGAAUGGAAAAUAAAAUAGGAAUCACAAGUUUCAGUGACGUGAUGGACUAUAAUCUUGAGAAGCACAACUGGUAUAUACCAGGCUUAUGGCAAGGAGUCCCUCCAAUGGCUCCAGUAAACUUUGGUUACAGUGAAAAUGUUUAUAAGCUGAAGCAGGACUUAUUUGCGUUCAUGAAAACCCAGGAUUCUCCUUGUAAUAUUCAGGACUUUAUUAAAUGGGUGGAAAGUUUGUGGAAUGCUGUAAAACAUGAGAAAUUCAUCUUUAGUUUUAGGAAUAGUCUGGUAGCAGAUGCAUAUGGUAAACUGUCAAUGCAGUUCUCUCUGUGGGAAUGGGAAUUCCAAAAAAGUGUGAACAAAUGGAUCAAUAUUACAGAAAAUAAGAUAAAAAAUCAGAUUGCAGAAUCUUUGGAUAAAGAAACACAUGAUCAUUCUAUGUGUGAUCUUCAGCAGCUGCUGCUUGAGGGAGAAAGCAAGAUGCUGGAAGAACUAGAAAAUUACUUCGAAAAUAAGACCGAAAAUGUUCACCUUGUAGAACGAUAUCGAGAAGAUUUUAGGAUGAGUGUAAACUUUCUAAAAAAGGAGCUUGAAAGAAAGGCCAUCGGCAAAUAUGACAAUGCUGUUUCUCUCCAGAAAGGAAGAUUUGAGAUUCAAAGUAUCCUAAGUACAUACCAACAGGUUAUAGAAGAGAAGAUUACAGAACUUCUGGAAGCUGGAAGACACAAGAAACAUAAAAUGACUAAUCUAGAAAUAGAACAGGAAUUUGAGACCAUGUGGGAUAAGACAAUGUCAACUGUUCAGACUGGAAGAAUUAAAAAAUAUAAUGUAAAUCAAUCUAUGUUACAUCUUGUGAAAAAUGACCUCAGCAGAAGAGGAUCUGCUAUAAAUGAAAAGUUAGUAAAAAUAAAGGAGAUAUCAGCCUAUGAACAAUGGAAGAUGGAUAAAAAGUACAUAGAUCUCUGCUGGUUGUCUAGAGUUUGGUAUGGUAAUGAAUUAUUAUUUAUCAAGCUUGAAGAAUUUGCCAACUCAUUGAUAGAGUUGUGUCAUAACUACAUCAUACAGAAGAUGAACAGUGAUGCGGACUAUGAUGACACUUACUGCCAGGAACUUCUGCAGAUGAUCAAUAAAGAACUUAGACAAAAAGAAACUAAAAAUCUCCCCUUCUCGUCAGAGUUUGAGCUGGAUAUCAAACUCAUCAUCUUUGGAAAAGCAUCUAGAACAUUUCAGGAGAUGCAUGAUAGGUUUGUCCAGAAGAAUGACCCAAGGAAUUGUCUUGAAGAACUAAAAUCUCAGUAUUUCUUGACAUUUCUUAAUAUAUUUAAUGAAAAAGAUAAAAGUCAGAGCCGAGCGAAACAGUUCUGUGAGCAGUGUCUGAAACCAGCUAUCACCCAGUAUGUAUUCAGUCAUCUCGGAGAAAGAAUAGUGGACGACAUCUUACAUAGUUCUGACAAUAAGAUAUUUAGCACUAGAACUUUUUUCCAGUACACUAUGCUGGAGGAUUUGCUGGUGUAUUUGUCUUUCCAGAAAUACGUACAAUAUCUUCGCUCAUAUAAGAAAUUUUCAGAGGAGUGGAUAAAAAAUUACCUCUCUGAAAAAUAUAACAAUCCUUUAAGUUUGAUGGAAUUUCAUGAAAACAUUUUGAGCUCCAUUUGUGAGAAAGUCCAAAAUGUUCUCCAGGAUGAGACAAGUCUGGCCAGCACAACUAUCUCACAAUUUUUAACACAUUUCUGUGAUCACUUACAAACUGAUUUAGUGAUUUCACAGAAGGAGCUAAAAGUUAUUGUUUUCAGUAACACCUCAGACGUUGGGCAGUUUUCCUUAGAUGUUCAGUCCUUCAUAACAGAUACAGAGGAGCAAAUCUUGUCAGAGUUGAGGUCUAUGAGUUUGGAGUCCAUACUUUCCAGAGUCACACUGAAUCCUCAGGAUGAGUUGUUGAAGAAAGUGAUUGGAUGUGGACAUCAGUGUCCAUUCUGUAGAGUUCCCUGUGAGGCUGGAGGUGGUGACCACAAAGAGCACUUUGCAUCUAUCCAUAGACCUCAAGGACUUGGGAAAUGUAGAAAUUAUAUAAAUAAUAAUCUGGUCGCGGAAAUAUGUACCACUGAUGUUGUAUCUGAAACCAAAUUUCGGAAUUCAGACACAAAUUAUGAAUUUCAUCCAUACAAAGAAUACCGCACUUACUAUCCAGACUGGUCCAUCCAACCCGACCCCACCAUUGAGUCCUCCGAUUACUGGAAAUACAUUUUCGCAAAGUUCAAUAAAAAUCUUGCUUCUGAGUUUCAUGCAAAUCCAGCCGAUCUGCCGUCCAACUGGAAGAAAAUAACCAAAGAACAGGCUCUUCUCAGCUUAAAGAAAAUAUUCAAUGUCUCCUAACCUGAACCAUUGAUGAUGUGUCUACAGUCCAAUUAAGAUGUGAUAGACGCUUGGCUCAUUUAUUAUCUUAUAAGCUUAUGUGAGAUGUCCCGGAGUGAAUCCUGGUUUCUCAGUAGCAGUUAUUGGCCAUAUUGUGCUUUAUAAUAGAUCUUUAUUACCUGGAGCCCCGUGGCUGGCUGUGGCCGUGUGUACACAUUGCAGCCUCUCCUCAGCCACAUAAUGACUACUGGGUGAAGGGGCCAUAGGACCAUUGUAUGGAGGGAUGGACAGGUGUGGGAUGACCCAGGGGUACACUGUGUACAUGCAGCCACGGCCAGGCAAACAGUCAAAAGUACAGAGCGUUUAGUGAAAAACAAUUAUUUGAGGCAAUGCAAGAAAUAGAAUAAAAUAGUGAAAUAACCCAUAAUUCCCAGAAAUCACAUACAUCAUUCAUGUGAACACUGUAGCCAAUCACUGGCCUCAGAGGAGAUAUUUGACUGCUGAGGCCAGUGAUUGGCUACAGUGUUCACAUGAAUGAUGUAUGUGACGUCAUUACUGCUGGGCCGGCAGAGAUCACCCGAGUGGUGGUGCUGGAGCUGCAGGGGAUUUAAAGGGAUUUCCCGGGCCCCACAUAUUGAGCUAUCCACUGGUGCCGGAACUUUGAAUGGAGCUGGCAGUAUAACCUUUUGGAUUACUGCAGCUCAUUUCUUAUUCACUUAAAAGGGAGAUGAUCUGCAGUAACUGGGUGCAGACAUAAUACAUUGAACAGGGCUGUUCUUCCGGCUCAAUUCAAAGUGCUAGUUCUGGGGGCUGCUCCGAGCAGCUGAGUGGUGGGGGGUGCAGGGUGUCAGAGCCCCCCACAGAUCCGACAUUGAUGACCUCUCCAGAGGAGAGGCCACCAGGAAGUCCUGGAAACCCUUUCAUAUCCCCUGCAUUUCCCCAAGUUUCUUAAACAGAUCCUGGCAUCAGAUUUGUGCCGAUGUAACUGAUUGCAUCUCCUGGCUGUGCGCCUCAUAUGUUUUCUGCUCCUGUUCUUUAAAAUAAAUCUGUCCUCAGAGUCAUUUUUCAGAAAUCAUAUUUUUAAGUUGUUUAUUUGUCCAAAAUGUGUGACGCGGGUGCCGGGGAGCGUGGUAAGUACAAUCUGUGUGAGGGGCCCGGGCAUAUUUGGGUAACCCCUUUAAGUAAACUCAUUCAUACAGUCUGCUCCCUCCUCCGGGGUUUUAUUCUCUUGCCCGCCCUCGCGGUACGCACAGAACUCACGUGGGGGGGGGGGGGGGGGGGGGGGGGGGUCUUCUAUUGCAUGUGUCAUGUGUGGGACAGGCGCACUUACAUGAACACAUUUUUCAAAUCACCAAUGGACAAUGGCUUAAAAAAGGUUCCGGAGCAUCUAAUGGUCUUUUCCAUCACAGCGACCUUUCGGGAGACGUUUCUUCUAGGUCAGUGGGCAGUAUUAUCAGGGUGUAGUGCCGAUCAUUGCAUUACAUUUAUAUAUAUUUUUUUAAACCAUCCAUAUAAAAUGUAACAAAAGAAAAUAAAAUCACAGCACGUGCUACUGAAAACGUCUUCCUAUAGGUCAUAGUGUCAAUAAAAAACGCCAUAGUGGUAGAAGACACGGGGCACGGAAUAGGCGACGGUUGUUUUGGGCACCUGCGCUGCCUUUUUGCCUACAGUCUGAGCUUGUAGCCAUGGAUCCCAACUUUCCAAGAAAUGGUCCGGGGCCCCUCUCGCUGCAUAUGUUAAUCUGCUGUAUCCACUGAUUUAAAGUGGGAAUUUUUUGGGGGGGCUUCGAGUUCAGAAGGACAGUUUUCACAGAACAAAACAUUAUAAUAUGGUGUAAUUUCCUGCCAUGUUUGGUGGGAAUGAAGUCAGUUACUCGUCCUAACAAGCCGAGGAAGCCCACUAUAGAGUUUAUAAACUGACGAAUCUCCAACCAAUCCUGCCUUAUAACCGGACAUUCCCCAUCAUGUCUGGCAGUGUCUGAGUGGAAGCAGAUCUGUGUGUGUUAUGUCUGUUUUUUUACACUAAACUUGACAACAUAACAUCACCUAGAGACAGGCAGCCAUUUUAUAAAUCACCUAGAGACAGGCAGCCAUUUUAUAAAUCACCUAGAGACAGGCAGCCAUUUUUUAUAAAUCACCUAGAGAUAGGCAGCCAUUUUAUAAAUCACCUAGAGACAGGCAGCCAUUUUAAUAAUCACCUAGAGACAGGCACGUGUAUACACACGGUGAUUGACUUACUCUAAUAACCACACUAAGAAAUUAUGAUUCCACCACUGUAAUACCAUAGUGCCAGAAACAUGUGCCACAAUAUAUAUUUACCCAAAAGCUGUCCCUCUAUGGUGGCCAUCAAUAGAUGUCAUUUUCUGUCCUCCUCGAGUUGUCUCUGAUUAAAAUUUGGAGAAGGACGCUAAGGAGGUGAGAUGGGGGCUUGGGCGGCCCCCUGUGCAUCAGCCCACUGAGAAUUUUCCCUGUAAGGUCUAUGGCCCCUCUGCCCCUGGACCCAGGAGAUGUAUGUCAUGUAACACUGCUGCUUACUGACUGCCAGGGAUUGUGUGAUGAGAAGAGGCUGAUGCUUCAAGGCCAGGGAUGCAUUACAUAGGACUGAUACAUGGGCUAUACUAUUCUAUUGCAUAUAGGGGUUAACCACCUGAUAUAAGCAAUAAAUGGAAUAUUUCAUAUUAUAUAAACAAAACAAACAAAAAAAAGGACUCCAUUCCGCCUAGCAGUGUUCCCGGAGACAUUACUGGCACUGAUGGCCGGCUUUAGAGCUGCCCCAGCCGUUUUAAAGACUAAUGCAACGCUAAAGCCCGCCCAUUACUGCCGGUGACGUCACUGGGCUCACUGCUGGGCAGAAGCCUCCGCCUAGCAGUCCCUAUGGAGAGCCCGGUACGACACCGGACCUUCUAAAAAGGCCUUUGCCCUGCGCGAUUCAGGGGGGCGGCCUGGGGGAAAAUGGGUAUGUCCGGUUCAG